UUGAGCGUCGGCCUCCAGACAGGAUAUAUUUUUGUUUUCGCGAAUUUUAAAGUGCGUAGUGAUGAUAGAGCUUACGGUCCCUUGGGAAACCAACAUCCCAAAGACCAUACCAUCAAGGUCAACAAAUAUUACGAGCUCACAAACGAACUCACUCGAAAUAGGUUCGUAGUAGAUUUGUACGCGGUAGAGGUGGGAGCGAGAGGUAUAACAGCGAAAUCUCUCUACAACCUACUAAAAGACUUGGGCUUGUCCAGAACUCACAUUAAUGCAUUCUUGGAACGUACAUCGAAGGCAGCCCUAGUAGGUUCUUUUCAAAUUUGGUUAGGUAGGGAGAGGAGCUUGGAUAGUGGAGGUGAGCGUAUAACGCGCGAUAGUUAA
Danaus chrysippus (African queen) is the source of this 378-nucleotide messenger RNA. The record is from the annotation of a GenBank genome assembly. Lineage: Eukaryota; Metazoa; Arthropoda; Insecta; Lepidoptera; Nymphalidae.